AUGGCCACGACAAUGGCCGCGCGCCUGGUCAGGAACAUGGCUAGGAGGACCAUGACCACAAUGGCUACCCCGACAGAGAACCUCAGCCAGCAAGUCGCUGCAACCACAGCACCAGCACAAGACUCCAACCUUUCAUUCCUCCCUCUACGCCUACGAAAUUUCUUCGCCAAAUAUCCUCCACAGCACUACUCAGCCGCCGUGGCACCCGCAUCUCGUCUCGCGGCCCCUGCCAACGCUGUCUCAAAUAGCAAUAACCCAAACACAUCAUCAGAAGAAAUAGAUCUUUCCUCAUUAUCACCUGAAGACCUGCCCACGCCAUACACUCCCAACCGUGAUGCAAAGGGCAACAAACGUAACCCCACCGCCUGGUCCGCCUCUAAAGCCAUUCUCUACAACGACUCGGAAUACCCAAACCCAUUCCUCCCUCAACCAUCCCCCAAUGGGAAAAAAUGGCGUUCCCCCAAGUAUGGGCUGAGACAACAAGCGGAUCUCAUCAAAAUGGCCAAGAAGUACGGUGUAGAACAACUACUACCUACGAGUCGGAAAUCGACAGUUUUCAAGGAGACGAGGCUCGCGGAACGAGGCCUCGCGAUUAAGGGUACGGGUAUUGGACAGAAGGUCAAGGGUCACAAGUGGGAGAGGACGAUGGAGACGAGGUUGGAGGAGAGGAAGAAGGCUAUGAUGGAGAUGCCGGAGUUGAUUCGGCAGUGGAAGCAGAGAGGUCACGGACGAGGAUGGAAGAAGUGGCCUAAACGAUCGGGUUGA
Talaromyces marneffei is the source of this 765-nucleotide messenger RNA. RefSeq lists its product as uncharacterized. The transcript has 2 exons. Gene Ontology annotation, molecular function: structural constituent of ribosome. Gene Ontology annotation, cellular component: mitochondrial large ribosomal subunit. NCBI's taxonomy places the organism in Eukaryota, Fungi, Ascomycota, Eurotiomycetes, Eurotiales, Trichocomaceae. The coding region runs from base 1 to 765 and encodes 254 amino acids. The record is from RefSeq and is a predicted model, not a curated record.